AUGUUGCUGCUGCUGUUGUUGCCUGCUGGCAGCAAUGCGGCUCAAAGUGGCAUGGUGCAAGCAAACUCUGGCGGCUGCACAUUUCACUCGCUCGACGGCGUUGCGUCCGAAAGCGAAGGUGUGCGCUUCAUCCGACUGCGCGAAGAUGCGCAGGUGGGCAAGGAAAUACUCAGACUCCAAGCGUAUCCACGUAGCAGUGUGGCGCUUAAAGGCGCCGAUCCCAGCGGCGAUCACAAGUACUUUAAUCUAACGGAAUAUAAUGCAACCACAUUGGUCAUUAGUCUGGCGCGUUCUUUGGAGCGUCUCGUUGAUCGCGAUGUGCCACGCAAUCUGCUGAAGUUUCGCAUACUCUGCGCUGGCAAAAAUGAAAAGUUGGAAGAGGGCAGCUUUCUUUCGAUCACAGUUUACAUUGAAGAUGUCAAUGACAAUGCGCCUGAAUUUCUCAAUGUGCCCUAUGUUGUGGAUGUGGACGAGAAUACGCCUGUGGAGAGCAUUAUCUUUGAGGGCGUGCAAGCCUUUGAUCGCGACAAGCCCAACACACCCAAUUCCGAGGUGCACUUCAGCAUGUCCACGGUGCCGGAGCAACUUGCAGCAGAUGGCAGACCUUACUUUGCUCUAAAGAGUCCGCAUCGUCCGCUGCUUAUACUCAAGCGUGAGCUGGACUUUGACAAUGGCAUCAGGCAGUUCAAGCUGCCCAUAUUUGCUUGGGAUCGCGGCACGCCCGCUAAUCAGGCAAAUACAACAAUUAUCAUCAAUGUGCGUGAUGUGGACGACUUGCCGCCAAAGUUUACUGAGGGCGUCUAUCGCACUCGCAUCAAUGAGUUCUAUCCCAUGACUGGCGCUCCCAUUCGCAUACCGCUCUACUUUGCUCCUCCCAUUAUGGCCUUUGAUCAGGACUCACUAAAUGCUACGCUCGUCUAUGAUAUUAUCUCUGGCAAUGAGCGUCAAUUGUUCAGAGUUAAUCCACACAAUGGGGUUAUGUAUUUGCAAAAAGAGAUUGAUCUGGAGGAGGAGAGCUUGCCGGGCAAUACAUUUGUCGUGCAACUAGAGGCUAGACAAAAGGAUAAUCCUCUAAAGAAAGCGCUUGCUCGCAUCGAAGUGGAAGUUCUCGAUCUAAAUGACAACGUGCCUGAGUUUGAAGCCGACUUCUAUAACAUUUCCAUUGUCGAGAAUCUGCCCACAGGCUUUAGCGUACUCCAAGUCAAUGCCAUUGAUCGCGACCAGGGCGAGAACUCUGAGUUUCUAUAUAAUUUAGUUGAAAACAAAAGCGCUGCUGGUGCCUUUCGCAUUGAUUCACGCUCGGGUUGGAUAACAGUGCGAGAUGAUCGCUUGCUCGAUCGCGAGCAGCGUCGCGCUAUACAGCUAAAGGUUGAAGCGCUGGAGCGCAAUCCUUCCUAUCUGGAUGACAAGCAUCUAAAGAAGCCUGGUCCCAGCCAUGUUCAAGUGGAGAUUACGCUGCUUGACAGCAACGACAACAAUCCCAAGUUUGAUCAUGGCAAUCUCUAUGAGUUCAAAGUGCCCAUCACAGCUGCAGUGGGCACCAAGAUUGGUCGCGUUUCAGCGCAUGAUCCAGACGAGGGCCCCAAUGGGCAGCUGCUCUACGAUCUGCAGCGUCCUAAGGGCAGCGGCUAUAUACCCUUUCGACUGGACAACAAAAACGGCACCAUUUAUGUGUCUGGACCGCUCAGGCGUGGACGCAUUGCUGUCUUUGUCGAAGCCAGCGAUCAGCCCACAAAUCCCUCAGAGCGUCGCUUCUCGCUGGCAGUGAUCACUAUAGAAGUUUAUGCUACCAUCGAUGAUCAGGCCAUUGAUUUUGUGGGCGCGCCCUAUGAGUUUUGGGUGGGCGCCAAUACACCGCUGGGCACUUCGGUGGGUCAAGUGCGCACCACUUUGAUAUACGAUGGCGAGGAUGAGAUUAUGUAUGAUCUGCUGCAUACAUAUUCGGAAGGCGUGCCAUUUGCCAUUGAAGAGCGUUCGGGCAUUAUCACAGUCAUCAGAGAAUUGGCAGAGUUCAAGCGACCGAUUUAUCAGUUUGAAGCUGUGGCUAACUAUCUGUUUGCCAACACAAAUCAAACGCUGCUCAUGUCGCGAUCCUCAAGUGCUACACAGCUGACUACAAUAGCCUCGCCGGAGCUUAAUGAUGAAGGCGUGCUCAUAACCAAUCUAACCAUACACAUAGUCAACAAACCAGAGCCUGAGAAGGUGCCGCUAAGACCUGUCAUCGAAGAAAUCAACAUGAACAUCAUCAACUUUCAUGUAGAGGAGAAUCUGGUGGGCGGCAUUAUAGGUCAGCUGAUGUACAAGAACGCUUUGAAUGUAGCCAAUAAUGAGCUGGGCAGCUAUCGUCAGCUGACUACAGCAGUGAGCAGCUCGACAAGUGGCAGCGGCAGUGGCAGCAACAAUUUAACGCUGGGCAGUCGCUUUCGCAGUCGCAAUCGAAAUCACAGCCGCAGUCGCAGCGCCAAGUCAAAGCGUCGACUACCGCGACGUUUGGUGGGCGAUGCGAAUAUAAAGCUGCGCUAUAUUAUAGCAAAUCAGCAGGAAGUGGUGAACAAGAUAACCAUUACAGAGGAUGGCACGCUGCUGACGCUUAUAGGACUCGAUCGCGAGCAACAGGCGAGCUAUGAGCUGACGGUUAUAGUGGAGUACAGCACGGGUCUGGUGAGUGGCGCUGGCAUUUAUCAGGUGAACAUUAAGGUGGACGAUGUUAAUGACAAUGCGCCCAAGUUUAAUGCGCUGACCUAUGUGGGACUGAUUAAUGAAAACUGCGCUGUGGGCACAGAGCUGUCGCUGAAUCAGGCAAUACAAAUUCUGGAUGCGGAUGAGGGCGUCAAUGCGCAGUUUCGUGUGCAGCUGCAAGGCGACUACAGCGAUCAGUUUAGCAUAGAGUUUGUUAAUGCCAGCAGCAGCGCCAGCAGCAGUACAGGUGCAUUCAAUAUAUUCAAUCUGACCGAUCAGUGGAAUGAUGAGUUUAAAUAUCAAGAGCUGCAUGCAAGUUUUAUGCAGUCAAACUUCAAGCUGAGCGCUGGGCCUUACUUUAAAGUAAGUUAUACAGGCAAGCGUGGCUUGGAUCGCGAAAAACAGCAGCUAUAUAAUCUGAAGAUUAUAGCUACCGAUACAGGUGGUCUAACAGGCUAUGCGCAUCUAACUAUCUUAGUCGCUGAUGUUAAUGACAAUGGACCUAUGUUUGAGCGCAUUUCGGUGUUCAAGGACUCACGCGUUGAAAUACGCGAGUAUAAUACAGACAUGGAGAUUUACUUUGUGGAAAGCAGCAAUGGCAUGCAACUGCCACCAGCAGCAACUGCGGCAGCAACUGUAAUGCUUGCACCACCGCCUUAUCAUAUACCCGGCUCACCCAGACUGCAUAUGGAUAGAGAUGGCGACAAGAAGAGUUUGCAUAUUGCGCCACGCACUAAAACACGCAGACGCUUGGAACGCGCGCUGGGCUACAAGUGUCCGCUGUUUGCCAUUUAUGAGGAUACGCCAGUGGGCAGCAAGCUGUUGCAGCUAAGCGCCAGUGAUGAGGACUUUGGACGCAAUGCGCAGCUGCACUACGAGCUGAGCGGUGAGCAGCUGGAGCGUGCGCCAGGCACGCCCAUGCUAAAGUUGCCAGCAGUCCGACAUUUUCACAUAGAUAAGCUGAGCGGCGAGUUAUCGGUUAAUUAUCCUUUGGCUGCCAAUGUGGAAAUAUGGCUUAAUCUAAGCGUUACCGAUAUAGAUGGACUUAAGGACACCACCUGCCUGCGCUUUACGGUCAUUGAUGUUAACAAUCAUGUGCCUGCUUUUAAGAAAAGCUGGUACAGCUUUGAUACAGCCGAGGGCGAUUAUAAGGACAGCGUGCUGGGCCAGGUGCUGGCUAUGGACAUGGACUAUGGCGAGAAUGCCAACAUUAGCUACAGCUUGAGUGAUGCGCAGCUGCCGUUUAGCAUUAAGCCCAGCUCGGGUGUGCUGAAGAUUCAUGGACAGCUCGAUCGUGAGCUGCGCUCCAAGUACAAUUUCCAGGUGAUUGCCAGCGAUAAUGCGCCGCCUGCGCAGCGUCUGUCGAGCAGCGUCGAUGUGGAAAUCAAUGUGCUGGAUGUGAAUGACAAUCGUCCUGAGUUCAUAGGCUAUGAUGAUCAAACGCUGGCAUCCAAGUACAUAGCUGAUGUGCCCGAUCGGGGCCUAAUGCUGCCCAUAUACAAAGCUUAUUUGGAUCGCAGCACUUUGCCUGGCAUGUUUGUCAAGCAGGUGGCUGCUAUAGACAAGGAUUAUGUUGGCAAUGGCAAUGGUCUGGUGCUUUACUCCAUACUGCAUCAGGAGUUGCAUGCGCCAGUGUUCCAGAUAGACUCACGCGACGGCACCAUUAGCACUAUAUCCAGCAUACGCGGCUACAAUGAUUAUGAGCAUCUAAACGUUUCAGUUAUAGCUUCUGAUCUGGGCAGUCCUUCGCUAUCGGCCACAGCUGUCGUGCUCAUCAAUCUGCAAGGUCAGGCAGUCACUGAGCCUACGCUGCCGCCCACCAGCAAGCCAGAGCCUCCAAGCAACAUCAGCAUCUUCCAGCAUGCCUACUAUGAUGUUCAGCUAACUGAAAACAACGAAGCGCCGCUUGAGGUUAUGCGUCUGAAUCUUACAGCUGGCAUUAAUCCAGAGCUCUAUCGCUGGUCGCUGUGGCUGGAAGAAGGCCUGGAUGAGUCGGAUGCACAUCCUCCGUUUGAAUACGAUGCCAAGAACAUGCUGCUCUAUGCGCUCAAGUGCUUCGAUCGCGAGCACAUCUCACGCUAUCAGCUGCGCGUGCGUGCGGAUCGGCUCAGUCUCACGCGUGAGGCACGCAACUACGCGAGGGUAGCUUAUCCCGUGCUGGAUGAGCGUGUCGAAGGUCUAAGCGCCAACGAGUGCCGUAUACUUGUGCGCAUUGCCGAUGAGAAUGACAAUGCGCCCAAGUUUCGUGGCAACGGUCAGCCCAUUGUUGCUGUUGUGCCACGCAGCGCCAGCUUUGGUUAUCCCGUCACACGUGUGCAUGCCUCCGAUGCGGAUGAGGGCUUGAAUGCAGAAAUACGUUACCGCUUGCUGAAUGAACCCACACGGCUAUUUGGCAUUGAUGAGCUCUCGGGCAAUAUCAGACUGCUGAGCGAUCUGCCGCUGGAUGAGCGCAUCUAUGGCUUUGAUGUCAAGGCUACAGAUCGCAUGGGCGCUGAUGAUGGGCGCAGCGGCAUAGUCAAUGUAUUUGUUUACAUUAUAGACGAAGCCAAGCAGGUGCGACUGGUUGUUGCCGGCGAGCCCGUCGAAGUGGAGCAACGCAUUGAUGGCUUAAUGGAAGCGCUAAGCGGCGCCAUAGGCAAAGAAGUGCGCGUGCGUCUGCUGGAGCCAAACUCAGCGAAUCUGGAAGCAGCCACCAAUGCCUAUAUCUAUGCCAUAGAUCCGCAUAGCAAUGCCAUUGUGGAAAUGGAGCAGCUACAAGACGCCUUGGCUGGUCUGCAACUCGACGCACUGCAGCUGCAACAUCUUCAACUCGAUGGCAUUAAGAGCAUGCCACGCAUUAUUGAGCUGGCUGAAUUUGGGCAGGCGCCACGCCCACACACACACGCCUCUGCCAGCAGCUUUAUGGGCGGCCUGGAGUUUCUCACCAUAUUGCUGCUGGCCUUGAUUGCCUUGGGCGCCAUUCUGGCUGCCUGUUGCUAUCUUUGUCUGCGACAAAAACGCCAGCUUUGGUCGCAGCGCGACUUUGCCGCCUCGGAAGCCGGUUUAACCUAUGCCAUAGCCGGCAUCAACAAGUCGCGUGCACAGCAGCGACGCCAGCAUCAGCAGCGGCAGCACUGCAGCAAGGGCAGCAACAGCAGCCAGCGUCGUCCCCAAAGCGCCUUUCUGCCCGAGAGUGUCUGCUCCUCGGCGCAAACGCAGUCGACAGCGACGGCCACGGAGAAACUGGAGCAGCAGCUGCAUCAGCAUCAUCAGCAGCAGGCGCUGGUCACACAGCAGCAACAUCAUCAGUAUCUCAAUGAUCAGCAGCAACAGCAGCACAGCCAGCGCGAGUACAUAGAUGUGCCGUUGCCCAAGUCCAUUGCCAAGGCAGCAGCUGCGGCAGCAACUGUUGCUGAUGCGCCAUUUGUGCUCAAAUAUAAUGCCUGUCAGCCUGUUAACAAUCUCAACAAUUAUGAAACUUCGCUGUUUUCGCUGCACUCGACGGGCCAGGACUCGGGCGUAGAGUUUCUCAGCAGUCGCGAGCUGUAUGAAACCUCACCCGACUCCUUUCAGCACAGCAGCUCCAAGCGCAUUAACAAUCCAGAGCUGCUCUGUCCACGGCAUGCCAAGGCUAAGCUCGAGCUGCGUCAGCAUUCCCAUACAGACAGCAGCGACACCUAUGAGGAUUCGCUGAAAACAGACGAGCCGCUGGUGGCGCACAAUUGUCGCAGCCUCAGCUGUGAUCAUCGACAGCAUCAUCAACAGCAUCCGCAUUAUCAGAAUACGCGAUUCGACAAGCGCAGCUCCUGUGUGCGUCAUUCAUUCUCUGGUGUCAAAGAUGAUCUGAUGCAAAAUUCACCGGAAAUAUCAUUAAGGCCGCGUGGGCAUGCUUUACGCAAUUCCAUGAAUGAUCUGGAGCAGCGUCUGCAUAACCUGGAGCAAUCGUUUCGACGUCCACUGGAGUUUAGUAAAUCCAACUCAUUGUUUUAGCUUUUAAUUUCAACCAAGUGCAAUGCUUAGUGUGU
Drosophila busckii is the source of this 6683-nucleotide messenger RNA. RefSeq names its product cadherin-89D (gene Cad89D). Gene Ontology annotation, cellular component: plasma membrane. Gene Ontology annotation, molecular function: calcium ion binding. The transcript is spliced from 12 exons. The coding region runs from base 1 to 6648 and encodes 2215 amino acids. NCBI's taxonomy places the organism in Eukaryota, Metazoa, Arthropoda, Insecta, Diptera, Drosophilidae. The record is from RefSeq and is a predicted model, not a curated record. Gene Ontology annotation, biological process: homophilic cell-cell adhesion.